Cygnus olor (mute swan) is the source of this 2595-nucleotide messenger RNA. Its product is annotated as keratin, type II cytoskeletal 6C-like. Gene Ontology annotation, cellular component: keratin filament. The record is from RefSeq and is a predicted model, not a curated record. Lineage: Eukaryota; Metazoa; Chordata; Aves; Anseriformes; Anatidae. Gene Ontology annotation, molecular function: structural constituent of skin epidermis. The transcript is spliced from 9 exons. Gene Ontology annotation, biological process: keratinization; intermediate filament organization. The coding region runs from base 123 to 1922 and encodes 599 amino acids.
GAGCUCUCCCAUCACAGGGGUUUCUGUCUCCGUUGCCCUCUGCUCCUUUCCUGCUGCUCAGCUUUUAUUCACCAGCUUUUUUUUCCGUCCUGCUCUUUGCAUUUCCAAUUGAACAAGCCACCAUGAGUCGGAUCUCUUACAGAUCAUCAACUGGAGGGGGCAUGAGGGGCUUUAGCUCAGGCUCUGCUAUCGUAGGAGGUGGCAGUGGUACCAGAAGCAGUUUUAGCUCCGUCUCUGUCUCCAGAGUUGGAGGAGGAAGAGCUGGAGGUGGAGGAGGCUUCGGAGCUGGUGGUGGCUUUGGCAGCAGAAGUCUCUAUAACUUAGGUGGAAGUAAAAGAAUUUCCUACAGCUCGGUCGGCGGAGGUCUACGGAGCGGAGCUGGUGGUGGAUACGGCUUUGGUGGAGGAGCUGGCUUUGGUCUUGGCUAUGGUGGUGGAGCAGGCGCUGGUUUUGGCUUAGGAGGAGCUGGUGGUGGUGGCGGCUAUGGGAUGGGUGGUGGAUUUGGACUGGGAGGUCCUGGAUUUGGUGGUCGAGGUGGCCCCGGGUUCCCUGUUUGCCCACCCGGUGGCAUCCACGAAGUGACCGUCAACCAGAGCCUCCUGGCACCCCUCAAGCUGGAUAUUGACCCAGAAAUCCAGAAGGUGCGAACACACGAGCGGGAGCAGAUCAAGACCCUCAACAACAAAUUUGCCUCCUUCAUCGACAAGGUGCGAUUUUUGGAGCAGCAGAACAAAGUGCUGGAGACCAAAUGGAGCCUCCUGCAAGAGCAGGGCCACACGGUCACCAGGAAGUCCCUGGAGCCCCUUUUCGAAGCCUACAUCAACAACCUCAGGCGGCAGCUAGACAGUCUUAUGGGAGAGAGGGGACGGUUGGACUCUGAGCUGAGGAACAUGCAGGACAUGGUGGAAGACUUUAAGAACAAAUAUGAAGAUGAGAUUAACCGCCGCACCGGUGCAGAGAACGAGUUCGUGGUUCUCAAGAAGGAUGUGGAUGGAGCUUACAUGAACAAGGUUGAGCUGCAGGCCAAAGCAGAUGCACUGGCAGACGAAAUUAACUUCCUGAGAGCUCUCUACGAAGCGGAAUUGUCCCAGAUGCAGCAGCAAGUGUCUGACACCUCCGUGGUCCUGUCCAUGGACAACAACCGCAACUUGGACCUCAACAGCAUCAUCGCAGAGGUCAAGGCGCAGUACGAGGACAUCGCCAACCGGAGCCGGGCAGAGGCUGAGGCUUGGUACCAAAACAAGUACGAGGAGCUUCAGGUCUCCGCCGGGCGACACGGUGACGACCUGCGUAACACCAAGAUAGAAAUUUCAGAGAUCAACCGGAUGGUCCAGAGGCUGCGGAAUGAGAUUGAGAGCGUGAAGAAGCAGUGUGCCAGCCUCCAAGCAGCCAUCGCCGAAGCGGAGGAGCGUGGGGAGAUGGCCCUCAAGGAUGCCAAAGCCAAACUGGCCGAGCUGGAGGAUGCUCUGCAGAAAGCCAAGGCAGACCUGGCCCGGCAGCUGCGCGAGUACCAGGAGCUGAUGAACGUCAAGCUGGCCCUGGACAUCGAGAUUGCGACCUACAGGAAGCUGCUGGAGGGCGAGGAGAGCAGGCUUGCCGGAGAGGGAGUCGGAGCUGUGAGCGUCUCCGUGGUGAGCAGCUCCAGCGGGAUGGGCUACGGCGGCGGCGGCGGCAGCUGCCUGGGCAUGGGCGGAGGUCUUGGCAUGGGCGGAGGUCUCGGCAUGGGCGGCGGCGGCGGCAGCUACAGCAUGAGCAGCAGCGGCGGAGGCUUCGGAGGUGGAAGCGGAGGCUUCGGCGGGGGGCUCAGCUACGGCGGAGGCAGCAGCUUCAGCUCCAACAGCAGCCGAGGCGUCAGCUCCAGCACGGGAGGCAGCGUGCGGAUCGUUUCCAAGACCACCACCAGCAAAAAGACCAUCAGAUAAGGAUGGUGAGCCUGGCAUUCCCUGUGCAGACGACGGUGUGUUUCCUGCCUUCUGAAAGCAAGUGCUGCCCUACAAAUCAAUGGAGUAUAUAGCUGAGCUGCACCCUCUCCUCCCUCUGGCCUCAUCCACUGGGGCAGUGGUGGGAGGCUAGGACCCCACUGCCAGAAUAUGAAGCACUUUUGGCUAAAGCAUAGGUUGUAACAGGUCACCAACAGGGCUUUGGAGAGCCGUCACGGUCCCCAGCGUUGGCCCUCUUCCAGCACAGUCCUCACUACUCUCUUGUUCUCCCCACGAAGUCACAAAUUUAAAGCAAAGUGGAAGCACUUUGCUGAAUGGGGAAAGCCACGCUUGGUCACACGCAUUUGUUUCAUUCACCCUAAAACGACGGGACAGCCUUGUGAAACCACUGUCCUGGAUCUUCAGCAAGGAAAAGAGCUCCAAGAUGCUCUAAAAGCCUCUGCCCACAACACGUGUUACAACCUCCAAAUGUUUCAUCUGCAACUAAAGAUUUUUCCAGCCCCUUCUGUUUUCUCAGGCACCUGUGGGAAAGGUUACUGCUUUCUGUGUAUAUGAAUUGCCACACUGAUUUCUAACUCCUUGUGCCCAUGGCUAUAGCCUCUUCGUUUCCUACCAUACUGUAUUGUCCAAUAAAGAGCAUCUGUCAUUUUUAAAA